Oppiella nova is the source of this 2586-nucleotide messenger RNA. The record is from the annotation of a GenBank genome assembly. NCBI's taxonomy places the organism in Eukaryota, Metazoa, Arthropoda, Arachnida, Sarcoptiformes, Oppiidae.
AUGGACAUUCAGUUUGUUGGGAUCAGUUGCGUGACAAUUGCCAUAAUGGCAUUUGCUGUCAGCCCUGUCCCCCGACCACCGGCUCAGGCCUCCCUAUUCGCGCAGUUCAACUUCGACGGCCUAUUCUUCUCGCGCCUGGACUACGAGGACAGGGAUAGGAGGGUCAGGGAUAAGGAGCUGGAGAUGGUGUGGACGGGUAGCGAUGAUUUGACAGCCGGAAAGUCGGAUAUAUUUACCGGUGCCAUGUAUUUGGGUUAUGGCAAUACGACGGCAUUUUGCUGGGACUUAGUCGGCUGCAAAGCGGACUCACUUCAAAACGACCCGAUCAUCGACGACCCGGACUCCGAGGACUACAACGUGGACCGCGUGGUCGACCAGUUCGUGGCAUACAUGCGCUCAUACGCCGCGAUGUACGCCACGAAUCACGCGAUGUAUCCGUUGGGCGAAGACUUUCAGUACAUGUCUGGCAACUCGUGGUUCAAAAACACCGAUAAACUCAUCCGUUAUGUGAACGCAAAACAGGACAAAAUACGGCUCCUGUACUCCACGCCGGCCUGUUAUCUCAAGUCCCUUCACGAGGCCAACCAUACGUUCCCCACAAAAAGGGACGACUUUUUCCCGUACGCGUCGGACCCGCACGCCUACUGGACGGGCUAUUUCACGAGUCGCCCGGCCCUCAAACGCUACGAACGGGUGGGCAAUAAUUUCCUGCAAAUAUGCAAACAGCUGGACGUGCUGUCCGGUGCUACCGGUGCUAAUGAGCCGCUGGUGACCCCAUUGAGGGAGUGGAUGGGUGUUAUGCAACAUCACGACGCCGUCGCCGGCACUGAGAAGCAACACGUGGCCGACGAUUACGCCCUAAAACUGUACAAAAGUAUCGCGAAGUGUCAGCACGUGGUGGCCGAUGGGCUGAGCAAACUGUCCGCCAAACAGGUGUCGGCGCCCAAAGUGGAGCCCCUGUUCUGUGAGCACCUGAACGUCAGCGCCUGUCCGGUCACCGAGUCGGACGACCCCCUACUGACUGUUACGGUGUAUAACCCGAUGGGUCGCGCCAUCAACCAUACGGUGCGACUGCCAGUCACUAACAAAAUGUUUCACGUCGUCGACCCCGCGGGACAGUCGGUCGACUCGCAUGUCGUUCCCAUACCGGCGCCGGUGCUCUCAAUUCCCGAGAGAGUGAGUAAAGCCAGGGAUGAGCUGGUGUUUGAGGCGGAAGUGCCGGCGCUCGGAUUCGCCACAUAUCUCGUCCAUCAAAAUAGCGUUAACUCCGGGUCUGUGGCGCCGGUUGUCCGCAAAAUAACGGACAGUUUUUCUGCGAAAGCCAACAGUUUUGACGUAAUGUUUGACAAAACGGGAAAAGUGUUGGCGCUUCGGCUCAAGAGUGGACAGACAGUGGGACUGACUCAAGACUUCGCGUACUAUAAGUCAAUGCCGGGUAAUAACACGAGACCGGAGCUCAGGGCGUCCGGCGCCUACGUUUUCCGACCGGACGGCCAGUCUAUAGCCUAUAAUAAUAGCGAGUUUGAGGCCAAAGUCGUGGAAACACCGGCGCUGACGGAAGUCCACCAGAAAAUCAAUUCGUACAUAAGUCAAGUGAUUCGUGUCCACCGGGACAGGGAUUACGUCGAGUUUGACUACGUGUGCGGACCCAUACCGGUGCUGAGCGACGGCGUCGGCAAAGAGAUCAUCGCCCGGUUCGCCACAAAUCUCACCACAAAUGCCGUGUUUUAUACGGACUCUAACGGCCGGCAACUCAUGAGACGGGAGCGCAACCGACGGCCCACUUGGCCCCUGACGGUCACCGAACCCAUCGCCGGCAACUACUACCCCGUGAACACCCGGAUAGCUCUGAAGGACGAGUUACAGGCGCUGCAGAUGACUGUGUUGAACGAUAGAGCACAGGGAGGCUCGAGUAUGACGGACGGCGCCAUUGAGCUCAUGAUCCACAGGCGGACUCUAUUUGACGACAGGUUUGGUGUCAACGAAGCGAUCAAUGAGACGGGAGUUGGCGGACAGGGACUGGUCAUUAGGGGUCAGAUGCGAGUCAUGUUGUCCAGUAUUGAGACAUCGGCUGAACAGCACCGGGAGUUGGCUCAGCGGCUAUACAUGGAGCCAUUGAUAACGUUUGGCAGAUAUAACGGCACUCAAGAGGAAUACCUAAAGGACUAUAAGACUAAAUACUCGGCGCUAACGCAGGAGUUACCCAAAAAUGUCCACUUAUUAACGUUAGAGGAGUGGACGGGUAGUAACGGGACGGUAGUGUUGCUGCGUUUGGAGCACUUCUAUCAGUCCAAUGAGUCGCGAUCCCUGUCCGCGCCGGUAGUCCUAUCGCUGGACAGACUGUUCGCGCCGUUCGUUAUCAGCGAAGCCGCGGAACAGACGUUGGGCGCCAAUGAAGGCGUGGAUGCGUUGAAAAAUCGGUUCAAAUUUAAUGUGAAAACCGAUGAAAAAGAUUUGUUUGUGAAAAAUGUGCUCCAAUUUAGCGAUGAGUUGAAUGCGAUUAAUGUGAAUGAAUUGACGGUCACUUUGAAUCCAAUGGAAAUCAAAACUUUUAUUAUAAAAAUUACGCCAAAAAGCGAUUUAUAA